ACGAUCCACAAGAUAACUGCUUUACCAAAUAAAUUAAAUUUUGGUUCGGUUCAAGUAUCCGCUAUUCAAUGGGUAAAGUCAUCACUGGGCCGGGUCAUGGUGGGAAAGAGUCCAUGGGCUACCUGAAAUAACCAUAGGGUUUUCUACUUUUUUUUUUCUUUCUCAGCAUCUUUUCCUCACCUGCGAUCCUUCGCCAUUUCUCCAGCGUAUCCCUCAGAAAUCAAUCCUUUAUUCCGCUUCUACCAACACUUUGGUGUUUCUUUAUACUUGAGUGAGCCAUGGGGAGAAAGGCUGGAAAUUUGUACAUAAACCCGAAAAAGCUCGGUGGUAUAGCGAAACCAUGUAUGAAGGAGAUGGUGACGUUCCUCAACUGCAUGGCUCUCAACAAAUGCAAAGAUGAUAACUGCGAGAAACAGAAGAACCUCCUGAGCGUUUGUAUGAACGGACAUGCGGAGAAGUCCAAGUCGUGGGGAAACAUCAAUUACCAUUUGCAGAGGCUAACCCGCGGAAGAAAGUGAUGUGGCAUAUGGAUCUUGUUCUAUCCAUAGACUGAUGGGUCAAAUGGUAGUUAUAAUUAUCUUAUUGAUUUCUAAGUUUGUCUCCCUGUGCUUUUUUGGGUAUUCCAUAUUUAUAAGUUGCUGGCAUUUAGAAGAAGAAGAAACUUUGGACAUAUUGUUCACCUGAGGAGAAAGGAUUUGGUCUCUCUUUUUUUUGCAAUAAACAUGUCUUCCGUGUCAAGUCAGAGAGGUCCAUGAGUCUUAGUGUUCUCUAGAAACAUAAACUACAUCUAUGAAUCAAACCAUGAGUUUUAAGUUU
Brassica rapa (field mustard) is the source of this 816-nucleotide messenger RNA. RefSeq lists its product as uncharacterized. NCBI's taxonomy places the organism in Eukaryota, Viridiplantae, Streptophyta, Magnoliopsida, Brassicales, Brassicaceae. Gene Ontology annotation, molecular function: structural constituent of ribosome. The record is from RefSeq and is a predicted model, not a curated record. Gene Ontology annotation, biological process: mitochondrial translation.